Belonocnema kinseyi is the source of this 556-nucleotide messenger RNA. Its product is annotated as U-scoloptoxin(20)-Cw1a. Lineage: Eukaryota; Metazoa; Arthropoda; Insecta; Hymenoptera; Cynipidae. The record is from RefSeq and is a predicted model, not a curated record. Bases 98 to 322 code for a protein of 74 amino acids. The transcript is spliced from 3 exons.
CAACAGGCGAUCCUCUCAAGAUUGUCACUUACCACACAUCCCCCGUUUGUACAGACAAAAACAGAAGAACAAGUAUAAUAAUUGGAGGGAGAGAAAAAUGGGCCGCUCUAUCUGCAUAAUUCUACUGUUGACAGUUUGUGCGCUCUGGACUUUUGGUGAGGCACGUUCCUGCGAUCAAUGUGGACGGGAAUGCAUGGAAAUUUGUGGAACUCGACAAUUUCGGGCCUGCUGUUUCAAUAAUCUAAGAAAGAGAGUUCCUGAUGUCGGAUUGAAACUCUGGCUCGAUUCACCGAGAAGAAUAGAAGGUUUUCAUCGGAUCUAAAAACACAUGGAGUACAUUUUACAUUCAAGUUGACAUUCUCAAACUUCUAGAUUCUGAAUUCGAAAUUCCUUAAACAAUAAAAUUAUUCAAAGAAUCAAUUUUAAGUACUGAUUUAUCAAAUGAAUUCAACAAGAAGAGAAAAUCCAAAAAAUCUUUGAACACGAAUUAAAAUUGAAAGAAUGCUCCCAAUGAAUUUUACCAACAUACAAUAUUAUAAUGUGCUCAUGAUAUAAA